CCGUGACUGCUGCUGCCGCCAUUAAAGGGCUCGGAAGGGAGGGCGGGGGGAGAGGGAGGCAGUGAGGCCUGGGCUUCUCUCUCGCGCGUCCUUGCUCUGUCGCGCGCGCUCCCUCGGCCGUUGGCCCCGGCCUCCCUUCCCCCUCUUCCCUCUGCCGCUCUGGCCGCGCCGCCCCUCAGCGACUUCCUUCCCCAGUGAGCGGGCGGCAGGCAGGCAGCGGGCCGGCAUGGAGGAUAAGAGCUUCACCAAGGAGCUGGACCAAUGGAUCGAGCAGCUCAACGAGUGCAAGCAACUGGGCGAGAACCAAGUGCGGAGUCUGUGCGAGAAGGCUAAAGAAAUACUUACAAAGGAAUCCAAUGUUCAGGAAGUACGCUGCCCCGUUACAGUCUGUGGAGAUGUCCACGGUCAAUUCCAUGACCUUAUGGAGCUCUUUAGAAUUGGUGGGAAAUCACCGGACACAAACUAUCUCUUCAUGGGAGAUUAUGUCGAUAGAGGCUACUACUCAGUGGAAACCGUGACUCUGCUUGUUGCAUUGAAGGUGCGUUAUCCAGAGCGCAUUACAAUCCUACGAGGCAACCAUGAAAGCAGACAGAUCACACAAGUGUAUGGUUUCUAUGAUGAAUGUCUACGGAAAUAUGGAAAUGCCAACGUUUGGAAGUAUUUCACAGAUCUGUUUGAUUAUCUCCCUCUUACAGCUCUAGUAGAUGGACAGAUAUUCUGUCUCCAUGGUGGUCUUUCUCCAUCUAUAGAUACACUGGAUCAUAUCAGAGCUCUUGAUCGUCUGCAGGAAGUUCCACAUGAAGGUCCAAUGUGUGAUCUCUUGUGGUCUGAUCCAGAUGAUCGUGGUGGCUGGGGAAUUUCUCCACGUGGUGCAGGCUACACCUUUGGUCAAGAUAUUUCUGAAACAUUUAACCAUGCCAAUGGGCUUACAUUGGUAUCUCGUGCUCAUCAACUUGUAAUGGAGGGCUACAACUGGUGUCAUGAUCGGAACGUGGUCACCAUUUUCAGUGCACCCAAUUACUGUUACCGCUGUGGGAACCAGGCUGCUAUCAUGGAGCUAGAUGACACUUUAAAAUAUUCCUUCCUUCAGUUUGAUCCAGCACCUCGCCGUGGAGAGCCUCAUGUUACUCGGCGCACCCCAGACUACUUCCUAUAAAAUUCUCCUCCUUGGUUUGGCCUUGAGCAGUAGUAGUACACCUGGCAUUUUUUUGAAAAGCAACAAUGUAUGUGAUGAGUUGAGGUCUGUCUCAGCAAAGCCUCUUCAUGGACCAAACUGUGCCAUAACGAGGAUGCGCAGCUUUGAGCACAACUUAAGACUGACUUCAAUACACUAAUCAAUCCUGUAUCAGCCAGUCCAACAGCCAGUUUGCCUGCUCUUUAACUGUAGUAAUCGUUUUCUUCUGGACUGUUCAGAGAGGAAAGGUAACUAACCCAUCUCCCUUUCAUGCUUACUUGUACAUUUUAGUUGUAGUUAACCGGCAUGUUAUCAACGUUUUGAAGUUUAAGAAAAAUGCACAAACUAACUUCCCUCUUAACCCUAUUGCCCUCUAUUUUAUGGACAUAAGUAACUUAACUGGAGAGAGAAAAUCCUCUUGGGAGUACGUUGUCAUAAGCUUUCCCUCCAUUUAACUAGAUUACUGUUCUGUGUUGAUCCUUUUUUCUGUAUAUUUGUCAUGAAAGUGCUUGCAUCUUAUUUGAUGUAAUUGAACAAAUAAACUUGCAGAUCAUUAUUCCAAACA
Anolis carolinensis (green anole) is the source of this 1739-nucleotide messenger RNA. RefSeq names its product protein phosphatase 2 catalytic subunit beta (gene ppp2cb). Gene Ontology annotation, cellular component: cytosol. The transcript is spliced from 7 exons. Gene Ontology annotation, biological process: mitotic cell cycle. The coding region runs from base 227 to 1156 and encodes 309 amino acids. Gene Ontology annotation, molecular function: protein serine/threonine phosphatase activity. The record is from RefSeq and is a predicted model, not a curated record. NCBI's taxonomy places the organism in Eukaryota, Metazoa, Chordata, Lepidosauria, Squamata, Anolidae.